Verticillium nonalfalfae is the source of this 1713-nucleotide messenger RNA. RefSeq lists its product as uncharacterized. Gene Ontology annotation, biological process: glucan catabolic process. Gene Ontology annotation, molecular function: beta-glucosidase activity. The record is from RefSeq and is a predicted model, not a curated record. The transcript has a single exon. NCBI's taxonomy places the organism in Eukaryota, Fungi, Ascomycota, Sordariomycetes, Glomerellales, Plectosphaerellaceae. Bases 1 to 1713 code for a protein of 570 amino acids.
AUGACUAUCGAAGAAAAAGCUGGCCAAAUGUACCACGCUCGCGCUCUUCUCAGCCCGAGCGGCGAGGCCAACACAGGCAGCAUGAUCAAGAACCAAUUCAUCACCCAUUUUGUGUACCAAGGUGGUGUGAAUGAUGUCGACGCUUUUAUAGACUGGUUCAACGAGAGGCAGCAACAAGCUCAUGACACCCGACUCGGAAUCCCAGUCACCUUCUCGACCGAUCCUCAACACGGUUGGACGCAAGACAGUGCAACCGCCAACAUGGGACUUUCCUUUUCGCGCUGGACUGAGCCGAUGGGUCUUGCAGCAAUGCGGAGCCCUGAAACGGCUCGCGUCUACGCCGACGUGGUCCGCCAGGAGCUUGCUGCGGUGGGAAUUCGCCAGGUUCUCUACCCUCAAGUUGAUCUCGCCACCGAACCUCGAUGGGGAAGGACUGGUCUCACCUUCGGAGAAGAUGCCAACUUGACAACGGCCAUGGUGCUCCCUAUGUUGGAGGGCUUCAGAGGCAAGGGAAAAGUCGCAGACUCUGUCAUCGCUACUGUGAAGCACUUCCCCGGUGCUGGCCCCAUGGAAAAUGGCGCAGAUGCCCAUUUCCCUUGGGGUAAGAAUACCACCUGGCCUGGUAGCAACCUCGACCAGCAUCUUCAACCCUUCAAGGCAGCCAUUGAUGCAGGAGCUCCACAGAUUAUGCCGUACUACUCCAGGCCCAGAAUUGAUCGAUGGGAGCCCAUUGGUUUUGCUUUUAACAAGCCAGUUAUCACUGGGCUUCUGAAGCAGGAGCUUGGCUUUGAGGGUAUUAUCCUGACAGACUUUGGCAUCUUGUCCAUUGCUCCUUGGGGCCUGGAAGAUAAGACACCGCUAGAGAGAACUUGGUACGCUGUGGAGGCCGGAGUUGACAUUAUUGGAGGGGAAUCAAGUACCCAACACCUUAUCAAGCUGGUUAAGGACGGCAACGUUACAGAGUCUCGCAUCGAUCAUUCCGUCCGCAAGCUGCUGAAGCAAAAGUUCGAACUGGGCCUCUUCGACAAACCUUUUGCCGACAAAAAGGAAGCUGCUGGUAUCGUGGGGAACGAAGAGUUCAGGCGUCUAGGCAACUCUACGCAGCGAGAUUCGUUGACUCUUUUGACAAACAAGAACGACAUUCUGCCACUGCCUCGCUCGGCUCAAAAGGCCAAGAUUUAUGCCGAAGGAAUCCCCCCUGGGAUUCUUGAAAGUCGUGGCCUAACAGCAGUCAGCGACCCGAAGAAUGCUGACUUUGCGUUCCUUCGCCUGGCAUCACCCGCCGGUCCCCCUGAUGCCGCCUGGCCUGCGUCCUACGCCAUCAAUAAUGGGUCGCUUGAGUUCACCACUGAAGAGCAGAAGCGCCAGGCAGCCAUCUACGAGGCGGUUCCGACCAUCGUGGAUAUUAAGAUGAAUCGUCCAGCCGUCAUCCCGGAGAUUGCCGACAAAGCAGCCGCACUCUUUGCGAGCUACGGGAGUAGCCCAGAUGCGUUCCUUGACGUGGUGUUCCGGGUCAAGGGAGCUGAGCCCAAAGGAAAGCUACCUUUUGACAUGGCAUCCUCCGAUCAAGCCGUUGAUGACUCCUUCGAGGAUCUGCCUUUUGACACCAAGGAUGCUGUUUUCAGAUUUGGUCAUGGAUUGAGGUACAACGUCCCAGCCUGUAUUCCCGGCCCCAAGCCUGAAAAUAAAAAAGCACAGAGCCACAGGCAAUGA